Messenger RNA from Acyrthosiphon pisum (pea aphid), 1284 nucleotides. RefSeq names its product 33 kDa inner dynein arm light chain, axonemal. Gene Ontology annotation, cellular component: axoneme; ciliary base. NCBI's taxonomy places the organism in Eukaryota, Metazoa, Arthropoda, Insecta, Hemiptera, Aphididae. The record is from RefSeq and is a predicted model, not a curated record. The transcript has 6 exons. The coding region runs from base 361 to 1116 and encodes 251 amino acids. Gene Ontology annotation, molecular function: dynein heavy chain binding.
AUAUAACUUAAUAACCGUCUGGCUUUUAAUUACAUGAUAUAUUAUUGACGUAUCCCACGGUAAUAACACCAUGAAACAUAUCAUUAGUACUGCCAUCUUCCAUAAGUCACAAAUUUCUACAGCAGAUAAGUAUUUUUUUUCAUGAUUGUCUCUAAAAGAAAUUUUCAAUACGGUUCAAUUGAUUAUAACAGUCUUUGAAAUUCUCAAUUUAAUUUUGAUAAGGAACUACAAAUUAAUGAUUUUAAUGUGACUUAUGCCCGCAAAAGGAAUGUAUAGGUAAAUAGAAAUGAAUCUAUACACUAAACUUACAACACAUGUCAUUAAAGUUAAAUCUAUAGAGUACCUUGUAAGGUAUUUAAAAUGAGUGCAGAUGAAAAAGUAUUAUUAAUUCGAUCUAAAGUAAAUUUGGUGCAAUUUGAAAAUCCGGUAUUGAUAUCCAACCAGGCAAAACAAGAUACAUAUUCUGCUAAAAACAAUGCUCAUCCAAUGGAAUCUGGUGACGAUGUGGACGAGUGCGAUCGACAGAGUUGUGAUGACGUUUUGAACAGCAUAUUACCACCAAGAGAAUGGGAAAAGGACGGUAAAACAUUUCGUCAAUGUAUAUCCAACAAACCAGCUACCGAAAUCAAUGUUAAAAAACUCAAUGAGAAGUUUGAUACACUUUUGAAACAAUAUAAUGCUAAGGAAGUUGGAAUUUGCCCGAUCAAGCAAGAAUUAUACAGACAAUGUUUCAAUGAAGUAAUUAGACAAGUAACGUUAAACUGUACGGAACGGGGUCACAUGUUAAUCCAAAUUCGCGAAGAAAUCCAGAUGACUAUCGAUGCUUAUAAAGAACUGUACGAAAGCGUAUUAGCUAAUGGGAUUCGAAAGUUAUUACGGAGGGAACACAUAAAAUCCGAUUUAUCAAUCAGAGCGAAACAGCUGACUUCCGAAAACGAAAAUUUAGAGAUCGAGCUAGCCGAAAUUUAUUCUAUGACAGAGAAGCUUGAACGUGACGCGGCCGAACAGCGUGACGCGGCAAUCAAACGCCAAGCCGAAGAGUUGGCAUCUCUGAAAAAAUCCAAUCAACUGAUUAAAAUUCAAUUGGAGUCAAUCAUCUCCCCGAAAAGAGUAUAAAACCAAAACAGCUGCCGAAAACAUAAUACCCUAUACCUAAAGUUAUGUAUAGACUGUAAAAGAACAGGAUGAUGUGUGAUUGCAACAUAUUGUUCAUAUUAUUAUAAUGGCAUAAAUAAUAAAAUACAUUUUCGAUGUGCAUAAUAUAUUAUAUACCAACCUCUAAAA